AAAAAUUAUUAAAAUAAGAAAGGGCGUCCGGCCUUCGUCCGCCCUCCUUCCUCCAAAUUGAGGAUUUAGGAAAAGGAUUUGGGACAUAUUCAAUCUUUUACAGAAAAAUCGAAUUUCAGAGUCAAUCGUUAGGUAAAUUGAUUGCCUAUUGUAUUUUGUUCAACUCUUUCGAUUUCAAUUUCAGAUUGGUUGUUUGGUUUUGAUUUGGGGAUACCGCACUGGUUGAAAAUAUGCAGAGCCAACUUGUGUGCAAUGGUUGUAGAACUGUUCUUCUAUAUCCGAGAGGAGCUCCUAAUGUCCGUUGUGCCGUCUGUAAUACAGUUACUCCUGUCCAACCUGCAGGAUUGGAAAUGGACCAGAUCAUAUGUGGGUGUUGUCAUACCUUACUCAUGUACACUCGAGGGGCGACCAGUGUGAGGUGUUUGUGCUGUCACACUGUGAAUCUGACGACUCCAGCAAACCAGGUUGCCACAGUGCGGUGUGGAAGCUGCCAGAUGACACUUAUGUAUCCUUAUGGAGCUCCGUCAGUUAAAUGUGCUGUUUGUCAAUAUAUCACAAAUGUCGGAACCGCAAAUGGAAGUUUACCAAGUUCCAUUCAUAGACAAAAUGGUGUAGCUACCUCAUCAUCACCUUCCCCAUCUAUCCCGCAGUCCCCAACUCAAACUGUGGUCGUAGAGAACCCUAUGUCGUUUGACGGAAGUGGUAAAUUGGUUAGUAAUGUUGUUGUCGGGGUAACUACAGAAAAGAAAUAAUUCAGUCUCUCUACAGAACUGAUUUUGUUUAUUUACAUUAAUGAUUUGCAUUCUUCUCUGAGCCCCUUGUUUGUCCAUGUAUUUGAUAUGUUUUAAGCAAUUAAGUGCUUAUUGUGAAUGUUGUAAUUAUUAUUAAUCUCGUUGGAGGGGUUGUUUAAUUUUACUGAUCUCGGUUAUUUUGUGGAUUCCAUUUGAAUAUAUGUACAGUAAAAUCUUAAACCGAAUUUGUAUCGUAUGACAUCUGAUUAUGGAGAUGGUCGUUUGAAACUUUGAAUGAAAUAGAGAUUUCAUAUUCUCUUCCA
Messenger RNA from Spinacia oleracea (spinach), 1054 nucleotides. RefSeq names its product protein LSD1. The record is from RefSeq and is a predicted model, not a curated record. NCBI's taxonomy places the organism in Eukaryota, Viridiplantae, Streptophyta, Magnoliopsida, Caryophyllales, Amaranthaceae. The coding region runs from base 231 to 752 and encodes 173 amino acids. The transcript is spliced from 7 exons.